AAUGUUCAUCUUCAUCGAGCUAAACAUAUUCGAUCUGUCCGAUAGAGCACUUGCGAACAAAAGAAUGUCAAAGAAGCCCCAACCGCUAUUCCGCCGUCCGAACCCUCCGAGAGUGUAGAGAAACCUGUCGAGAAACCGACGGCCCCGGCCCCUGUCACAGCGCAGCCCGAUGAACAGACACCCCCUCCACAGCCGGCUGCUCCGGCAAAGGACUAGUGGCAAGAUGCUCUCAAACAGUUGCCCCCUGCGAAGCAGGAGAGCCUCAAGAGCAUGGGAUUUGACAAACUCUGUUCCGGGUCCGUCGAAUCCGAUAUUGAUGACCUUGUGAAUAUUGUCAACGACAAGCAGGAACAGUGUGAGAAGAAGUUCUGGCGGUUCUCGGUGGGCGAUAAUGAUAUCAUCCUGCGGAACUAUACAACGAAGAUUGUGGGUUUGGCUUCAGAAAGCCGGGGACAUCGCAAUCUAGCUUGCACCGCCGCAGGCCAGCAUGCCAUGGGCUGUUCUGAAAAAGGUCAUGCAAGUCGCUGUGAUCGAAGAUGAACAAAUGGCCGCGUUGCUUGGAACCACCGAGAAACUGGGUCGCAUCAUCAGUCGCGGUCAGAUUUAUGAGCAAGUUUAUCUGGUCAACGCGCCUGGCUCAACGGAGGAUAAACUAUCCGAAAGUCUUGAGAGUGCUCUGAUACGGAUCUAUAGCACCUCGCUGGACCUGCCAGCGGUCUCGGGCGAUCUUUCCAAGAACACCGCGCACCGUACACUUGAAGCACUGGUCAAUCCGGGUCAUCUUUCCAGUGGUCUUUCGGCUCUGGCCCAGCAGGAAGACGAGCUUCUACGCGAUGUCCAAGCAUGUGAAACCCGGCGCAGCGCUGCCGCGGAUGAUCGGAUGAUCGUAAUGUUAGAUGCACUAAACGCAUUCUGACUCGCGUGGACGAGAACGUGUGCGAACUAUCUUGGAAGAAAUGCACAACAACUCGCGACUUGAAUUAUUAGAAUGGAUAUCAUCCAUACAAUUUGGUGAG
This is a messenger RNA of Aspergillus melleus, 1016 nucleotides long. RefSeq lists its product as uncharacterized. The transcript has a single exon. Lineage: Eukaryota; Fungi; Ascomycota; Eurotiomycetes; Eurotiales; Aspergillaceae. The coding region runs from base 488 to 916 and encodes 142 amino acids. The record is from RefSeq and is a predicted model, not a curated record.